UUAUUACAACCUAUCAUAUUAAGAACAUCACAACGUUCGCGAAUACCAGAUACAUACAUUUACUACAGACGAUUUUCCUUUGCCGAUACACAAUCAUAUCUGUUUUAUAUGGAGUGUAAAUGACAUGCACUGUAGUAUUGUAGUUGAUAGAUGCACUUGUAGUUAGUGUAUUUCAUCAAAAGUUUCCACAUCCUCAGCAAGGUAUUGUGAACUGAUAGUGUGGAUAUUGCACGAGAUGCUAUAGCAGGUUGUAUAAUAUUCUCUGAUUUGUUUUAUAAAAUGCGAUGUGAUAACAAACUGUACAAUAUUUUUGGUUAAUAAAUGUAAGUUUUACGUUGUUUUUCAGGUUAUGAAUCCUUUGGAUGCUAUGUGUGACGUGAAACGCAACGACGCUGUGUGCGUCAGUAACCUUAAGUCAGCUAAGGCGGUCGAUAAAGCAAUCUUACAAGAACGGCCAGAUAUAAAGAUAUUUCUGCCAUUCAGGUUUCAUUUCUAUAAACCCAAAGACCUUUUCAUUGAAAACACCUACAAGAAUUACUUAGUGGCCUACGGCGGAGACCAUGUCCUCAGUUUAAUCGAUGAGAUCUCAUACAGCGCCCCACCAGCGCCCCCUCUCUCACAGAUGCACGAACUGCCACCGGAACUGUUCUGCAACGGGGACAACCGACCAGCCGAUUGUUCGGUCGACUGCAAAUGCACACAUAUGAUAGACGUGCCUUUGAAUUCCAUUGUAGAGAUCGUUCUAGUCGACGAAGUGCAAUCCCCGAAUUUAUCUCAUCCCUUCCAUUUACACGGGACGUCAUACAACGUUAUUGGAAUGGGCCGGUCGCCUGAUAAAAAUAUAAAGAAAAUAAACUUAAAACACGCUUUGGAUCUCGACAGGAAGGGUCUUUUAAAUAGACAGUACAACUUACCACCGUAUAAAGACACUAUAGCCGUCCCUAAUAACGGAUACGUAGUAUUGAGGUUAAAGGCCGACAAUCCGGGCUACUGGCUAUUCCACUGUCAUUUCAUCUAUCAUAUUGUCAUCGGUAUGAACCUUAUACUGCACAUCGGAACGCAAAGAGACCUACCCCCUGUUCCACCUAACUUCCCGAGAUGUGGCCACCAUCUACCGUCCAUAACACCCCCUUACUACCCAAUACACUAAAGGAUGCGUAAUCCAGAGACGUAUAGAUCUCUUAUAGGUAUUUAACCUGCCGAGUUUAACAUCUCCCGCGUACUGCCAUAUUUUAUUGUCGCCAAAAAUAUGAAAAAAGUACGCAUGUUUAAAUUAAAUUGGAUGUAUAUACAUUCUUGUUGCUUCUUAAACUAGUAAACCAAAGUAAUAAGGUAUAAAUGUCGUUUUUGUAUUGAAUCAUAUUCUUAUUUCUCUAAUGUAAAAUAUUUUAUAUUCAUAUUUGUUUGAUUAAUUUUGAUAUAUAAAAAAUAUAUAUGUAAUUUACGGUUUUUAAUAUAAAUUUUGCUUAAAAAAUAUUUACCUCAAUCUAUAUGUUGCUUGUUUUAGAAUUGUAAAUAAAUAGUUAAGCAAACUCGUGAAACGUAAACUAGUGAUUAUAGUCAUAACUUGUACACAAUUCAGAUUCCAUGUGUUAUGGUUAUUUUAAUAUGUAUUUCAUAUUAUUAAAAUUUAUUGCAACUUUUGCUUCGUAAACAGAGUUAGGGACAUAAAAUUCGGAGAGUUUUUAUUCCAGCAACAUUUAUUACAGUUGCAUCAUUUGUUGUCUUUUACGAUUCCUCGUUUAAUGUUCUCUAACUUUUAUGCCAAACCAAAAUUUUUUUUUUUUUGUUGUAUUGCUAUAAAAAAGUAUAUUUAAAUAGCCUUCUUAUUUAACAAGUCAUCUUAUGAUUUGAGAUUGUAGCCCUGAUUACAGUUUUUUUCAAACUUGUCAUUUAAAUUCCAUUUUCUAUGUACACUUCAAAAUUGCUGUUUGUUGGUUUGUGUCGACUUAAGUAAGAUGUAUGAAAUAUAGACUGAUAAUGUAAAGAAUUUAAUUAAUAAUAUUAAUAAUUUUAGGUUUUAAUUAACAUACAAUAAAGAAUAGCUUCGAUAUUUAUUGCUUCACAUAUUUCAGAACAUAUUAAGAAGAUUUAAUGUUAAGAUUAUCAAUGGUUUGUCCUCUUUAUAUUUUAUACUUCUCACUUAAAUCGACAUUUUGUCAGGAGUGUUCUUACUAACAUUUUGACACAGUGUAAUGUUUUAAUUAUAAAAUGUACGUCUGUGGUUGGUAUGCCACUUAUGUUUUAUCCCUUCUUUUUUCAGCUGUCAUAUUAUUUUUAUACUGCGUAAUAAGUAUUAUAUGUGCUAAAUAAAUAAGUUUUAAGGCUAAAUUUAUACAAUUUGUAAAAAGUCAACAAUAAAAAUUUAAGAAUCA
Molecule: messenger RNA, 2375 nt
Organism: Danaus plexippus (monarch butterfly)
Lineage: Eukaryota; Metazoa; Arthropoda; Insecta; Lepidoptera; Nymphalidae
Exons: 4
Coding region: 350-1150 (266 amino acids)
Biological process (GO): iron ion transport
Cellular component (GO): plasma membrane
Molecular function (GO): copper ion binding; oxidoreductase activity
Source: RefSeq, a predicted model, not a curated record